AUUUUUUCAAAGUGUGGAGGGAAAUAAAGUCAAUCCCUUUCAUCCGAAUUCUCACCGUAAAAAUAACCCACCGGCACUCUCUCUUUCUCUCAUCGCCACGACGCCACCCCACUCCCAACUCCCUACCCCGACACUCGCAUUCAUUCUUUGCUUCUCCUGUUCUUUUACGUCACGAGAUCCCCAUCUCCUUUCUCUUCCGCUCACUCGUCUUUGUCUGUCUCUUCCUUCAGUAGAGCAUCUGCUCUUGAAUUGUAGCCGAGCACGUAGUUGUACACACACACACACACUGAGCUGCGUAAAAAUAUACACAAACACACAUAUAUUCGGUUUCGUAGGGGGUUUGGGUUGAAUAAUGUCUCAUUCCAGAAGGGCAUCCAUGUCGGAUGCUGGGAUCGACUCCUUGAGUGAUCGGUUGAGGAAAACGCUCCAUUACAGAGAUGGGAACAAUGGGUCGGAGAUUGAUAAGCCAGAUUUCAAGGAACUCGAUCUAGGUUCUCCCGUCUCUCCCUUGCAGGCUCGGGCGAGUACUAGCUCCAGUUCUUCCGGAUCUGGGUCGGGUCUGAACGCCGUCCCAAAGAGGUCAGACGGGAGCCUCUCCGGCGAGCUAUCAGGUUCAGUAGAGAGUUCACGCGGGUUCUCUCUGGGCCACUCGCGAUCAAAUUCAGGUUCCUGUGGGAGCUGCGUCAACUCUCCACCCUUGAAUGCGCUUCCCACCGGGAACAUCUGCCGGUCGGGAAAGGUUCUGAAGACUGGGAUGGCGAGCAGGACAACCAAGACCGACGUUUUGGGGUCUGGGACUGGGAAUUAUGGGCACGGGAGCAUAAUACGCGGCUGCAGCGUAGGGAGUCACAAAUCCGCUGGACCCAGCAGAGAUGGAGGUUCUUGCAUUGCUGUCAAUUCAAGAGUACCAAUAUUGUGUAACGAUCCAGAGGAGUUUAAGAGAAUGGGGAAUGAGAAUUAUAAAAAGGGUAAUUUUGCAGAAGCUUUGGAUCUGUACGACAAGGCCAUUUCUAUUUUACCCCUCAAUGCCUCCUACAGGUGUAAUCGGUCAGCAGCUUUGAUUGGUCUGAAGAGGUUCACAGAGGCAGUUAGGGAAUGUGAGGAAGCUAUUAGGUUGGAUCCAAGAUAUGUUAGAGCCCACCACCGGUUAGGCUCUUUGUUUCUUAGUUUAGGGCAGGUAGAAAAUGCCAGGAGGCACAUUUGUAUGCCCGGGCACCAACAGGCAGAUUGCACGGAACUGAGGAAGUUGGAGGCUGUGGAGAAGCAUAUAGAGAAAUGUAAUGAUGCACGGGUAACUGCUGACUGGAUGACUCUGUUAAGGGAAGCUGAUGCUGCUAUUGUGUCUGGAGCAGCUUCAUCUCCUCAGCUGUUUGCGUGUAAAGCAGAAGCUUUUGUGAAGCUCCAGCAGUUGGAGAAUGCAGACUUGAGUAUAUCAAAAGUUCCUAAAGUGGAGCCCAAUGCUUCUUUUUCCCGGUCAAAGAUUUUUGGAAUGAUUUCGGAAGCGUAUAUUUUCUUUGUAUGGUCCCAAAUUGAGUUGGCUCAUGGAAGGUUUGAAUGUGCAGUGGCUGCCAUUGAGAAGGGUGCACAGAUUGACAGUCAAAACGUUGAAAUUUCUGUUUCACUCAACAAUGUCCGAUUAGUCACCCAAGCCCGUAACCGCGGCAAUGAUCUGUUUAAAUCGGAAAGGCUUACUGAAGCUUGUGGUGCUUACGGGGAAGGCCUAAGGUUUGAUCCUUCAAAUUCUGUUCUCUAUUGCAAUAGAGCAGCUUGUUGGUAUAAGCUGGGGCAGUGGGAAAAGUCUGUGGAUGAUUGCACCCAAGCUCUCUCAAUCCAUCCCAAUUAUACAAAAGCCCUUCUUCGAAGAGCAACCUCAAACAUGAAGCUUGAACGGUGGUCUGAAGCUGUAAGAGACUAUGAAGCUUUGAGGAGCCAAUUUCCACAUGACAAUGAAGUUGCUGAGUCUUUGAUGCAUGCCCAAGUUGCUCUGAAGAAAUCCAAUGGGGAGGAGGUCUAUAAUAGGAAAUUCGGUGAAAUAGUCUCUGAUCUUGACCAAUUCCAAGCAGCAAUUUCCGUUCCUGGGCUAGUGGUGGUGCAUUUCAAAAUGGUAUCCAGUAUACAAUGCAUCCACAUUUCCCCAUUCUUGGACACGUUAUGCACCAGAUAUCCAUCAAUAAGUUUUCUCAAGGUGGACAUGGAAGAGAGUCCCGAAAUUGCUAGAGCGGAGAACGUUGUGACUGUACCAACAUUCAAAGUGUACAGGAAGGGCAGCCGGUUGAAGGAAUUGAUCUGCCCGAGCCCAGAGGUGUUGGAGUCCUUAGUGAGACAUUAUUACGUAGAAAGCUCAAUCUCCUCCCCAGUCAUACACCAUUUCAAGAAUUAAUUAGCCCACACAAGACAUAGCCAGGCUGACCGACCUUCCCGCGAGAGUCUCAUUUCUUUUUCCUGUUCGUUUUGUUCCUUUAUUGAUUGCUUCAAUAUCAUAUUGCCUUCUAGUUGUAAAAUUUUCUCAUCUCAUUAUCUCAUUUCACGUCAUUUGGUUUCUUGAAAUUCUUCUUCCUCUUCACCCCACUUGGUAGCUAGACUUAGAGGACAGAGAGAAGAAAUGGGUUAGCUAGCUAGUUGGCUACUUGGCUGGCAUUAGAUGAGGAUAACAAACUUGUAUUCAUAUGUGAUUUAUAAUAUAUAUACCCACAAAUCAUUGGAGGGUACUUUCUAUAUUAGUAGAAAGAUGGAUAUUGAAUGAUACUUUGCUGUAGUUCAAUCAUUCCAUCAAUAAAAUGAAAUUCCAUUGUUUGUUUCGUCCG
This is a messenger RNA of Cuscuta europaea, 2804 nucleotides long. The record is from the annotation of a GenBank genome assembly. Lineage: Eukaryota; Viridiplantae; Streptophyta; Magnoliopsida; Solanales; Convolvulaceae.